Rotaria sordida is the source of this 969-nucleotide messenger RNA. Lineage: Eukaryota; Metazoa; Rotifera; Eurotatoria; Philodinida; Philodinidae. The record is from the annotation of a GenBank genome assembly.
AUGAGUUCAAAUGAGUUAAUUGAUCGAAAAUAUUAUAGUUUAUAUAUUGGAAAUUUAUCUGCUGAUAUACGUCGAAAAGAAUUAUGUCAAUAUCUUGAACAUUUUGGUCAAGUUGAUGAAUGUCAAUUAUUCGAAGCAAAUCAUCGACGUUGGACUUGUUUUGCUUUUAUAUUAAUGCGUACACCAGAUUCAAUAAAUCAAUUAAUGUCAACUCGACCACAUUUUCUUGAUAAUCGACGAUUAUAUAUAAAACGAGCAUUACCUGAUCAAUGUUCAAAUAAAAUUGAACAUUUUUUAACAAGUGAAAAUGUUUUAAUUCAAUUUAAAAAUUCAGAAAAUCAAGAAAUAAAUGAACCUGAUUUUAAUGAAGAAAAUAUUCGAAAUUAUUUUCAAACAUAUGGAAAUAUACUUAAUUUAUAUUUAUUAAAAAAUAAUCGAUGUGUUAUUGAAUAUAGCGAUUACGAUUCAGUCGAUUGUAUAAUUCUUGAUUCACCUCAUUAUUUUAAUUCUCAUGAACUUCAUAUUGAUAAAUAUUAUUCAACAGAACAAUUAAAACAACUCGAUAGAAUGUUUAUACAUAAUCAUGAAUUACCAUUACCAGGUGCUGGUGAAGAUGAUGAACAUGUUGGACAAUUUUUACAUUCACGUCGUUAUCUUAAUAUGCGUAUACGUUUAUUAAAUGAUUCAAUAUUAUCAGUAAAAAUUUCCAAUGAAAUUAAAUUAGAAACAAUUCAUAGAGGUUUUUUAUUAACAAUUAAUCGAAGAAAAGAAUUACUUGAACAAAUAAAAGAAUUAAAUAAACAAUGUCAAAUAUUACAUGAAAAAAAUCAAACAAUUAAAGAAAAUAAUCAAAAUAGAUUUCAAUUUAAUAAUAAACUUGAAAAAAUUUAUCAACAACAAAUUCAUGAUGAACAAAAUAAACAAAAUGAAUGGAGAGAAAAAAUUGAAUUACUUCAAGAACAAUCUUAA